CUGAAGGCAUCAAGAUGAUUGAGAAAAGACAGGAAUUAAAAAAGACCUUGUGCCACUACACCUCAGAUACCUUUACUGACAUGAAAGCAGUCAGAGAAUUCUGUGAAAACCUUUCUGAAUGGAUGGAACGGAGGGAGACAGAGGUAGACAGAAUGAAGGACAUCAAAGACAGAGCUGACAAAAUUGACCUAACUUUCAGCCAUGUUAAGCAGUCAGAGAAAAAAGGUAAGGCCUUCUGGAACUAUAUGAAGAGCAAGUUCACUCAGAAGUCUGCAGACAGCAAGGGUGCAGAGCUGGAGAAGGAGCUGGCUGAAGUGUUGAAAGACACACUGGAAGGUCUGGAGAAGCUCCAUGUCUUCCUGGAUGCCGUGGAGAAGCUAGCUGUCACCUCACUGCAUGUAUUCGCUGAGAACCAGCUGUUACACCUGCCUAGAAAGAUCAAACUCAGUCAUGUUCAGGCUGCCAUAAAAGCUGCACGACUAAUCUGUCCUCUCCUCCUGGAGUUUAAAAGAGAUGCAAAAGUUUUCUUCCUUCCCAAACUCCAGAAUGUGGAGGUGUUGGUUUACCAGCUGGACAGAUACAUGCAGACCACCGAGACCAUUUGUGAGGAGAUGAAGAAAAGCCGCAUCAGUGAUUUUUGUCUGACCAUGACUGUAGUCGACCUUAAUGCCAGUUUAUCUGAACAUGAAGUACACACAAUGGUCGAUCACAUUAAUCAACUGAAUGAAAUCAGGAUGGAUCCAAACUUCCGGAUGGUGUUUUUGUUCAAGGAAAAAUCAUGUCAUGAAUUCAUCAAGGAGUUCAAUGAGCGAAAGCCCAGGAUGUUAGAGUUUCUAAAAGGGAUGGAGGAAAAUGCUGUUCAGCUGGACAAGAUGAAUAAAGGAGCAAAAAUCUCCAGUGUAGCAGGCAGCUCAGUGGGGGCAAUAGGAGGUGUGUUCUCCAUUGUUGGUUUGGCAUUAAUUCCUGUUACAGCAGGAGUGUCUCUGGGUCUGAUGAUGGCUGGUGUAGUGCUGGGAGUCACAAGCGGAGUCAACAACAUCGUCACCACCUCCACAGAGGUCGGAGUUAAUUAUACACAAAAAAAGAAAGCCAAGGAAGUCUUUAAAAGCUUCAUGGAGGACGUGGAAAGUCUCCAGAAAUGUCUAGAUGAGGUGACAAAGCAACCAGCAGCUAAUGUGGAGCCAAGUAAGAUAGAUGUGGCAGUGGGAGUCGGCAAAGUUGCCUCUAAACUUGGUGCUGCUGGAAAAGGUAUUGAUUCCCUGAUUGAUCUGCGUUCUGCUACAAAGCUGUUAAAAAAUGAACAGUGAUGGGAAUAACGGAGUUAAAAUAAACGCCGUUACUAACGCCGUUGCCUUUUUUAGUAACGAGUAAUCUAAUUAAUUACUUUUUCUAUCGUUACAACGCCGUUACCAUUACCAAAAUGCCGUUACUACAAGUUACUGAGUGAAGCUACGAAGUGGUCGUCCCACUUGGUUUAACGCUAGCUUGGCUCACAGACACAGGAGCUCCAAAUGUGUGUGUGUUUUCCCCUGUAGUGAAAACAGGGGUAAGCGAUUAAGUAAUGAUGAUUGGAGGAAAAUUUUAUAAGCCAAUCAGAGACACCAGGUGGGCGGAUGUUUACACACAAACCCAGCACAUAGAAGCACACACACAAAAAAUCAGAGAUGGCGAGUCCGGAGUCUCAGGGAAAGACGGCGUUUUCGAGGUGGAAAUGAUGAAGAAAAUUCUUGAAGUACAGUUGUACCAGUUGUGGUCUUUUGAGGUGCAAUAAAUAUUAAAACCUCUGUUCAGGUACCAGUCUUUGCUGUACUACUCUAUGCACCUGGCCUGUGAAACCUGUUCUGA
Molecule: messenger RNA, 1845 nt
Organism: Melanotaenia boesemani (Boeseman's rainbowfish)
Lineage: Eukaryota; Metazoa; Chordata; Actinopteri; Atheriniformes; Melanotaeniidae
Exons: 4
Coding region: 15-1307 (430 amino acids)
Biological process (GO): lipoprotein metabolic process; lipid transport
Cellular component (GO): extracellular region; membrane
Molecular function (GO): lipid binding
Source: RefSeq, a predicted model, not a curated record